AUGUUUCUUCUAGUUCCAAACCUGUCGGAAAAUCAUGAUUAUCAGUUCCGAGUAAAGGCUAAGAAUGCGGCUGGUCUGGGAGAAGCUAGCCAACCAACAAGCACCUUCAAGCUGAAGAAGAAAUUCAGUCCACCUUCUCCACCUCAGGAUGUGAUGGUUAUGAAAGUCGGUCGCAGUUACGUAGAACUCAGGUGGGAGAAACCUCGAUCUGAUGGUGGAAGCAAAAUUAUUGGUUACAUCGUGGAGCGAAGAGAAGCUGGUAGCACAUUCUGGUUUAAAGCCAAUGACUUCCCAUGCGCAGACUGCAACUAUACCGUCAUGAAUCUGAUGGAAAACACUGAAUACGAAUUCAGAGUUUUUGCCGUCAACGCUGCUGGCAAGAGUGAACCUAGCGCAUGCACCAAUCCAGUUAAGGUGUGCGAAGUUGCAGAUGGUCAGAAACCAGAGUUUGUUAGAAAACUGUUCAACAAGAGCGUUGCCCUUAACAAGCAAGUUGUCUUUGACUGCGAAGCUAUCGGCAAUCCUGCACCCACAGCCAGAUGGUUUAAGAACGGUCGGGAAAUACAUUCUGCUGGUCGGAUGUUGUUAAGCGAAGGAAAAGAUGGAGAGUUCAAGCUUACAAUUACAGAAGUGUGGGACACGGACGAGGGCGAGUAUGCAUGCGUCGUAAGCAACUCUCUCGGGUCCGAUAAGUGUUUCGCUAGAAUGGUUAUUGCCGUUGCACCAAAGAUCGAGCGUUGCCCAACAGAAGUGUAUUUCCCCGAAAAGGAAAAUGCCAAAGUUAAGAUCUACUUCUCUGGUACUUCACCUUUCGAUGUGCUGUUAUACAAGAACAAUUUCGAGGUGAAAGAAGACGGACACAUAAAGUACACCGUAUUCGACGACUACGUGAUUAUUUAUUGGAAAGAAAUUGAGAAGAACGAUAUGGGAAAAUACAAAAUAACUGUCAGGAAUGAAAGCGGAUCUGCCGAGGCAGACUUCUCUUUGUUUGUGACAGGUCUUCCUGGACCUCCCAUCGGCCCGCUGGAAGUUAGUGAUAUCACGCAACAUACCGCCACUUUAACCUGGAAGCCUCCUGAGUACGACGGAGGAUGCAAAAUCACUCACUAUUUCAUCGAAAGGAAAGAGACUAGUCAUGAUCAAUGGGUUAUUGCGGCUAGUUAUUGCAAAGAUACGACAUUCACAGUGCAGGGCUUGACAGAAAAUGGUGAAUAUUUAUUCCGGGUGAUGGCAGUCAACGAAAAUGGCCAGAGUGCUCCACUGGUGGGCACCAAUCCAAUCAUAGCCAAGUUACCAUUUGAUCCACCGGGUCCACCAGGUCCACUCAAGGUUGUAGAAGUUGGUGGAGAUUUCGUAAAUCUCUCUUGGGAAAAGCCAGUCAGCGAUGGAGGUUCUCGAAUUUUAGGCUAUUGGAUCGAAAAGCGAGAAGCUGGUACUCAGACUUGGCAGAAAGUAAACCACAGCCCUUGUCAUCCCACGCAAAUAAACAUCAUCAAUCUUAUAGAAGACAGACAGUACGAGUUCAGAAUAUUUGCAUUCAACGAGGCUGGCUUGAGUCCACCUGCCAUAACAGAAACCGCUGUGAAGAUUAUUGAUCCCAAUGCUCCUGUUGCUCCAGAAUUCAUGAUGCCUUUGAAGACUGUGACGUGUCUUGAGAACAAGAAUGCACAAUUUACUUGUACUGUAGUUGGAAAUCCCAAACCAAAUAUCACAUG
Stegodyphus dumicola is the source of this 1715-nucleotide messenger RNA. Its product is annotated as twitchin-like. The record is from RefSeq and is a predicted model, not a curated record. Gene Ontology annotation, molecular function: ATP binding; protein binding; protein kinase activity. Gene Ontology annotation, biological process: protein phosphorylation; sarcomere organization. Lineage: Eukaryota; Metazoa; Arthropoda; Arachnida; Araneae; Eresidae. Gene Ontology annotation, cellular component: M band.